AUGGACGAGGAUUCUAGUGAUUAUGAAAUAGAAGAAAAUGAUAACUGGCAUUGCGAAAAACCCAUAUACACGAAACCUUUAAGUGAAAUAAGAGUCGAUUACAUUACUAAUAACAAUCGAUGGCUUCCUGCAGCGCCAAAUUCGCCAAUUUCGUUGAUCUUGCGUCCCGAUAUGAAUUCAAUUGCUAUAUCAAUAGGUGAACAUGAGGUUCAUCUAAACUUUAGAGAUAUCAGAAAUGCAAGGUUGACAAGCUACGGUGAUGGUGAAAUAAAGAUAAAUCUGAACCGGAAUUAUGAAAAACGAUAUUAUAAAGCAAAUCAUAAAGAUGGUCGAUUAAUUCCCCUUAUUGACAAUCCUUUUAAUGAUAUUUUUGACGAUGCCAUGAUACUUAUGUUUAAUCUGACUAAAGGGGUUACUAAUGCUCUUCGUAAAGACUUUGUAGAGUGUUUGUGCGACCAACUGCACAAAGAAAGAUUGCGUCAAAAUAAACAAAACAAGCAUGCAACAAUUAAUGAUGAUAAAAAACAUGUAUUUAAUGAGAAAUCUGCUGACAAUAAUGAUAAAAAACAAGUAUUUAAUGAGAAAUCUGCAGAUAAUAAUGUUAAAAAACAAGUAUUUAAUGAGAAAUCUGCAGAUAAUAAUGUUACUAAUGGCCUCCCUAAUAAUGCCUCUAACGACACUCCAAUUCAAAAACAAAGUGAAAAAGUAGAUGAAAGACAUGGAAAAUUCAAGUUUUUAGUCAUUGUUAGAUAUGGGCCACAAUCUAUAAAGAUAGAAUGCCAACAAAAUACUACACUUGAUACAGUGUUGCUUAUUGCAGAAUUAUUAUUUUCACUUAUUUCUAUUGAAAAUUUACAAUACAAAAAUAUUGAGGGCAAUAUUAUCGAUAUUAAUUGUGAAGAAAAUUGGAAAGCAGCAAAGUGGGAAAUGAAUAAGGAAAAUAAUGAUAAGAUUGAAGUUUAUAUUCAAUCCUAA
This is a messenger RNA of Cetraspora pellucida, 975 nucleotides long. The record is from the annotation of a GenBank genome assembly. NCBI's taxonomy places the organism in Eukaryota, Fungi, Glomeromycota, Glomeromycetes, Diversisporales, Gigasporaceae.